Messenger RNA from Phaeoacremonium minimum UCRPA7, 1842 nucleotides. RefSeq names its product putative ubiquitin interaction motif protein. Bases 1 to 1842 code for a protein of 613 amino acids. The transcript is spliced from 4 exons. Gene Ontology annotation, biological process: protein deubiquitination. Gene Ontology annotation, cellular component: cytosol; nucleus. The record is from RefSeq and is a predicted model, not a curated record. NCBI's taxonomy places the organism in Eukaryota, Fungi, Ascomycota, Sordariomycetes, Togniniales, Togniniaceae.
AUGGCUUUCCUGGAUUUCACAGAUCGCAGCUACGGUACGGCCGACGUUCUGGCUGACCUUAAGAUUGUCAGUGGUGGAUGGGGUGGCGGCGACUAUGAGCCCACUUUUCUUCGCGUGCUGAAAGAGACGAAUGGGGAUGACAAGACGCGGCCGCUUUGGACCUAUCUCAAGGUGGUGUCAUUGCAGGAUGCGCCUGAUCCUGAGACCGAAUCGCUGGAUGAAUAUGGCAUGCUGGAACUUAAGGUGCCAGACGACCAAACUGAAAGCGUUACCAGCCUCUACAACCUGUGGGACCUCCUCUACUGGAUAGACCCGGGCACGUCGGACGCAGAGGACGAAGAGCCCGCAAAGAUGGCAUACGUCACCGAGGCGCCAGAGGUGUUGACGAUGCGGAUUAAUGGUGCCGUUUCAUCUAUUGAUAUACCAGAGACCUUCUACCUCGACAGGUAUAUGGAAAGCAACAAGUGGAAAGCCGCGACGAUCCAAACAAAGAUCUGCCGGGUGCAUAGAGCGUUAGCCAAAGCCAAAGAGGUCGAAAAUCGCAUAACGAAGUGGAUCAGUCCACAGGAUGGGAAGGAAUGGGACCGGACCAUGCUGAUCAACAAAGUGAUCGAGCGUGAUGAGAAGGAGAUCCGGCGAGUCAAAGCUCUAGCACUCUGGAGAAAACACGAGGAGUGUAAUGCCUCGGAUGACCCAUUUCCUUAUCUGCCUCACCUACCUGCACAGCUUGACGAUUUAGUUGAGCUCAACGAGCAAGAAGAAACCGUUCUCAAGCACUACGAGGCUCACAUUGAUAUUCACAAGCAGAAGCUUGCCGAUAUUGAACGUAAAUUGAAUCGUUUAAAAGCAGAGAAGACGGCCUGUCUUGAACUAUUACAACGACUCAACGAAAAGUUGACUGUCCCCACCGGGGAUGUUCACUGGAAUCCUGUUCACGACUACUCCCUCCGCGGUGUCGCGGCGUCACCUGAUGUUGUGUAUAUCUGCAGGCGAGCUGAGCCAGACCUCAUUGACAUGGAAGGCGGCAACGCUGCUCCCAUUGACCAAUGGUGGAAGCUAGCCUACGUAGCAGACGAUGCCGACCCGAUCAAAGUAGAGAAAACCCAGAUCGAGACGGUCUUACGUGUUGCGUUGACAGAGAGCGAGGACAAGAAGCCUAUUCUUGUCUAUGCCUCCAAGAAAGCUUUGGCAGAGGAGCCCAGUCGAAUAUCACAACCACUACAGCUCUUUGUCAGAUUCGAUAAUCGCCUCUUCAAGCAGGAGGUCAUUGAGGAGAGCCCGCUGGAGCGCAAGCGUGGUGCAAAUGCGUCACCACAGUCGCCUUUUAAGAGACAACAUCGAGACCGAGCAAAUAGUGUGGACUCCAUGGCAUCGAAUCGGGCGUCUGUCGGAGAUCUCAGCGAUGAAGACCGGAACGUGGUGUUCGACCAAGACCCGUUUCAGGAAGGCGACGGGUCUCUAGGGACAGAGAUGCAGCCACUCAUUGACAUGACUGACCUGUCAGCGCAGUCGGCGCCUGUAGAGUCAUCAGAACCGCCCAAGUCAGAGGUCUAUGGCCACGCAAGGCUUCCAACUCCUCCAUACACUACUUUCGAUUCCGAAGUAGACUCUCCAACGCUUAGUCGCCAGUCACUAAGGCUUGCGAAUGUGAGCUUGGAUGAGCAAAGCACAAUUACCGGUACCGAAUCGCAAGCCAGAGAACCUGAGAUGCAGGAACGCAAUACGUCUAAUUUCCUUGCUCGAUCUGAUAAGAGAUCGGUCGAUAACCGAGCGUCGAUCAUGGAUAUGGACAUGGAGAUUCCAUCCGAAUUUGAGCAUCACCGCACCGAAGGAAAGCCUUAG